AAACGUGCACCAAAAAUGUCAACAAUCGAAUUAAUUUUUGUUUAUCUUUGUAGAUUGUUGAUGCAAUAUUAUCAAUUUGUUGUGUCAUGUUGAUUGCUUUAAAGAAAUGGUAAAUUAAUUUUAACAUCUAAAGAUUUCACAUUAGUCCAAAGGUAAUGAGCAAAUAGUUCAUUUGGUUUGGUAAUUAGGCUACAAUGGCUGCCGUCUUGAAUUCAAGUAGAAUAGGUUUUAAUUGUAUUAACACUAAAGUAAAAGUAAUUACUGUUAAUAGGCACCUCUUUUCCAUUCAUAAGUAUGCAGUUUAUUACAGCACACAGGGUAAUUUUGAAAAGACUGAGAAACCCGAAAAGAAGUCAAUCAGCGGGGGCAUUUUAGCUAUAGCUGGUAAAGUAAGAGCUUCAUUUACGCCGAAAGCUCAGCCAGUACGAGGAUGUUUUCACCCGGGAGCCUCUGUACUCUCCAGGGAAACGUUGCCUUUGAAACAGCAAAGUCCUGUAACUGGCAAACAAAUGGUUCAAAAUAUGCUACAAUACAUAUGGCCGGAAAAUGAUAAAGCAAUAAGGGAUAGAGUUAAACUAGCCGUAUCGUUACUUAUUGGUUCUAAGUUAUUAAAUGUAUGUGUCCCGUUCCUGUUUAAGUAUUCUGUUGAUUAUUUAAACGUGGGCAAUACCUUAAAUAUGGAUACGGCUCCCGAGACGGUAGCCACUGUUGCCACGAGUUUAUUAUUAGGAUAUGGUAUAGCUAGAGCUGGGGCCGCGGGUUUUAACGAAUUGAGAAACGCUGUGUUCGCCAAAGUAGCGCAACAUUCUAUUAGAAAGAUAGCCAAGAAUGUUUUUCUUCAUUUGCAUAAUCUCGAUAUGUCGUUUCAUCUUCAAAGGCAAACUGGAGCGCUAUCAAAAACAAUAGACAGAGGUUCCAGAGGUAUAAAUUUCGUCCUUUCUGCUAUGGUAUUUAAUGUAGUUCCAACAGUGUUUGAAUUAGCUUUGGUUUCAUCAAUUCUCGGUGUUAAAUGCGGUGCCGUGUUUGCUGGUAUUUCAAUGAGCUGUGUAGGAGUAUAUGCUUUGUACACUUUAACAGUGACUCAAUGGAGGACCAAAUUUAGGGUAUACAUGAAUAAAGCCGAGAACGAAGCCGGGAACAAAGCUGUAGAUUCAUUAAUAAACUACGAGACUGUUAAAUAUUUUAAUAAUGAAAAAUACGAAAGCGAAAGAUAUGAUAGUUCAUUAAAGAAAUACGAACAUGCUAGUUUGAAAACAGCAUCCAGUUUGGCUCUACUAAACUUUGGACAAAAUGCCAUAUUCAGUGCUGCCCUUAGUGGCAUUAUGUUGUUAGCUGCUAACGAAAUUGUUAAAGGAAAUAUGACUGUUGGGGAUUUGGUAAUGGUUAAUGGGCUUUUAUUCCAGCUAUCAAUACCACUUGGCUUUCUGGGAAGCGUUUACAGAGAAGUCAGGCAAGCCCUUAUAGAUAUGCAAACAAUGUUCACUCUAAUGACUAUGGAAAGUGCUGUAAAGAACAAACCGAAUGCACCUUACCUGUACGUAGAUCGCAAAAAAACUCCAAUAAAAUUCGAAGACGUUUCGUUUGAGUAUGUACCUGGAAAAGAAAUUUUGAGAAAUUUUAACUUGACUAUCGAACCGGGCAAAAAAGUUGCCAUAGUUGGUGGAUCUGGUUCAGGUAAAUCUACUUUGAUUCGUCUUCUGUACCGCUUUUACGAGCCCACAAACGGUCGAAUACUCAUUGGAAACCAAGAUAUAAGAGAUGUAGAUAUGGAGAGUCUUCGUAAAUCGAUAGCUAUUGUACCCCAAGAUAGUGUUUUAUUCCACGAUACAAUUAUGCACAAUCUUCAUUACGGAGACCUACAAGCUAAAGAAGAAGAAGUUUUAAAAGCAGCAAAACUAGCAGAAAUUCACAAUUCUAUAAUAACGUGGCCGAACGGGUAUAAUACCCAAGUGGGAGAAAGAGGGCUCAAAUUAAGCGGUGGAGAAAAACAGAGAGUUGCCAUAGCUAGAGCCAUUUUGAAGAACUCGCCUAUUCUAGUGUUUGACGAGGCUACUAGCUCACUAGAUUCAAUUACCGAACACAAUAUCUUGAAAGCUCUGAGAAACGCUAGUCAAGAUCGCACCAGCAUUUACAUCGCUCACAGACUGAGCACUAUCAUGGACGCUGAUGAAAUUAUCGUUUUGGAAAACGGGCAGGUCAGUGAUCAAGGAUCACACGAAUCGUUGCUUCAAAAUCAAUCUGGUUUGUACUGGCAAUUGUGGGACACUCAAAAUCAAGCACACAGGGUCAAUGCAGAUGUAAAAUUUAAUGUGUAAUAUUACUUUUAUUUGAUAAUGCAGGGUGACCCAUAUAAAUUGAUGUACGGUUUGUAACUGGAUAAGUUGUAUUGAAUUUGCAACAAGAAAAGAAUUAAUAUGAGAAUAUCUAAAACUUCUGUCAAACAAAAUAGUAAAGUAAUAUGGGUAGUCCCCUAAAUUUCAUAAGUCUUUUACAUUAUAUUUAGACAUCAUGUGUAUGUAAAUAAUAAAUUAGGAAACUAAUGUAAAAUGAAAAGCGACGAGGAUUUUUAAAAAUUAUUGGAUUUAUUGUAAAUAAAUGUAUGUACAGUUAUGUAAAAUGAAGUCUACAAGAAUAAAAAUUUUAUGUUUAAUUAC
This is a messenger RNA of Phyllotreta striolata, 2654 nucleotides long. The record is from the annotation of a GenBank genome assembly. NCBI's taxonomy places the organism in Eukaryota, Metazoa, Arthropoda, Insecta, Coleoptera, Chrysomelidae.